Letharia columbiana is the source of this 330-nucleotide messenger RNA. RefSeq lists its product as uncharacterized. Lineage: Eukaryota; Fungi; Ascomycota; Lecanoromycetes; Lecanorales; Parmeliaceae. Bases 1 to 330 code for a protein of 109 amino acids. The transcript has 3 exons. The record is from RefSeq and is a predicted model, not a curated record.
AUGCGCGUUCCUCGGCUCCACCUCAUCCCCAGACUCGCCCUUCUCGCCAUCAUCGCCACCGCCGCCGCCGUCACGUUCAUCGUUUGGUCGAGACGACACAUGCAAGCUGGCAGCCAAGAAAAGGUCCAUGGUGGUAGUAGUUCAAGGGCUGGAGAGUGCCUUACGCUCAACGCAAGAUGCAAUGUCUACAACGGGGAUUUCUGCUGCGGCAAGCUCUACUGUCACGAGCUGCCGAGUAUGGGCGCGACUUGUGUGUCGCCUGGUGGGUCAGAGUACUACCAGGAACUGCUUGCGGAUGGUUGGUUGGAAGAGGAAGAUUCCAAACGGUGA